AUGUAUUUUUUUUGGUUUUAUUUUUUAAAAUAUAUUUUGAUUAUUGUCCCAAACUCAAGUAUUUUUUUUAUUGAAAAAUGUUUAUUAUCAGAAUUGAAAGUGGAUAAUUAUGUUGAUAUUGGUAGAAUUAAAUCCUUAGAGUCCAUCCUAACUUUGUUCUAA
This is a messenger RNA of Kluyveromyces marxianus DMKU3-1042, 162 nucleotides long. RefSeq lists its product as uncharacterized. Bases 1 to 162 code for a protein of 53 amino acids. The transcript has a single exon. The record is from RefSeq and is a predicted model, not a curated record. Lineage: Eukaryota; Fungi; Ascomycota; Saccharomycetes; Saccharomycetales; Saccharomycetaceae.